Molecule: messenger RNA, 801 nt
Organism: Entamoeba invadens IP1
Lineage: Eukaryota; Evosea; Mastigamoebida; Endamoebidae
Exons: 1
Coding region: 1-801 (266 amino acids)
Molecular function (GO): nucleic acid binding; zinc ion binding
Source: RefSeq, a predicted model, not a curated record
AUGUCGGGUAAACCAUAUCAAACACAAAAAGACGAUGUAGUAGUCGCUGUUUUUAACGUAAACCCUUCAAUUACUCACAGAGAAUUGAGUGAUCUUCUUUCUGAAUAUCACCCAGAUAUUAUUUUAGACCCUCGAUACAAUAUCAAAACAGGUCUUGUCUCCUGCCAAAUUAUUUUUAAAACAGCAACGUCUCGAGACGUCUUUGUGCAAAAAACAGACAACACGACAAUUUAUAAGAAACGACUUCAAGUAUCCAAAGGCGAAACCCACACUCAUUACAAUGUCGCAAAACUGAAUUACCAGGGCAUUGCAAUGAGUGACGAACAAACAAUUCGAGCCUUAUGUAAGCCGUACAACCCCGAUGACAUCAAAAUGGAAACACAUAAGGAUGGCGAUUUAAAAGAAAAUAAAUUCACUCUCAUUUUUAAAAACAAAGACAAUGCAACUGAUUUCAUCAAAAACGCAACGGAAUCCCAGUUUGGUGAAACCGCAAAAAUCGUCCAAAUUUCCCCACGCGAAAUUAAAACAAAAAAUAACACAAAUAAAUGUUUUAUAUGCCAAAAGGAGGGACACACCAACAAAAUGUGUCCAACGAAAAUAAUGGAGAAAAUCACAAAGAAAAAAGAAGAAGAAACAAAAAAAGAAAAAGAAAAAGAAAAGGAAGAAAAACUCAGAAAACAAAUCGAAAAACAAUCCGCCGAAAAAAGAGAAAAUGGGCGAAAAAAAAUGUUCAGAAAGUACAAAACCGAUUAUGACGAUCAAGAGAAAAUCAAAGAAAAAAUUCGAAAAAUGGAUUUCUAA